UACUGAACGAGGCGGCUGCAACUCUCUCUCUCUCUCUCUCUCUCUCUCUCUCUCUCUCUCUCUCUCUCUCUCUCUCUCUGGAUCUUGUGCGCUAGCGGCAUGGAGGAAAAUGCCUCGACGGCGUGGGGGGAGGAGACGGCCUGGGAGAAGGAGGCGGCCUAGGAGAAGGAGGCGGCUAAGAAUCCCUUGCAGACGGAGGAGGAAAUGUCGGAGUGGGAGUCGGACCCGGAGGCGCCUAAUCUCUUGCCGAUAUCCGAUGACGAUGAUGAGGACGUUGUGGAGGAAGUGACUUCUGAGCAGGGGACUGCAGCUGCCCUGUAUGGGUUUCAUGGGGUGAUCUCAGUGCUAUUCGAGACACCCUCUGGCUUUGCAAUCUUGGGUUAUGAUGCGGCCAAGCUUCCUGAACCAGAGGCCUGGAAGCAUAUCUGGGCAGACUUCGUCAAUGUGCCAAAAGCAAUUGUUUGGCUGAGAGCCUUUCAACCUUUUGAGGACAAACUCCAUGCCAUUAAUGCCGCUCAUGUUUGUGAAGAGCUUGAUAGUAUGCUCAAGAAGCAUGUUGUCAAGGGGCAGCUACUAGCUGUUGGAAAGCAGGUUUACAAAACUGCCAUUGAGGAACACGUGGGAAUAAAUUGCCUGUACAGUCUUCCCGUCAGGGAGUUGAUGUGGGGCUUGGAGAUUCAGAUGAGGCGUUUUGUGCCUGAGGAAAAAUCAGAGCUGGCUAAUGAGGGCUUCCAGAUGAGUAAAGGAAUGGGAGAUCUCCUGAAUCGCUACAAUUUUGAAGUCAACCUAAAUAUGGUGGUUACUAAACGUAUUAUUGAGAUGGCAGGCAUCGUGUAUGAGUGUGAUCGUUGUGUGGACAAACAUAAUAACUCCUUGCGCUCUGUUGCUAAGCACCUUCUGAUAAUAUCUGGCGUUGAAACUAAGAAUUGGGAUUUACUGAAACUUGCGACCGCACUCAAGAUUGUAUGUUACCCUAAAGAAAAAAUUCCAGACGCUCGACAGCUGUUCCCAAAGCAACUGUUGAAGACGUUGAAGAAGGACGCACAUCGGUAUAAAAAUAAAAUCUUGAAGCUUCCUUGCUUGGAAGUCUAUAAAGAAAUUCACAAUGCCUGUAAAAUUAGGCUUGAGGCGGAAGAAGUGUUGGACCGUUUGAUCACGCAGGUCAAAAAGGCACAUGAAGCUGAACAAGCAAGUAAAGCUGCAAGUGAUCAUCAAAUUGGUCAUGGUAUCAACCCUGCCAAGAUUGCUGAACUUACAGAGUGUCAUACCAUGCUUUCAGCAAAUCGUAAGGAAAGACAGAUUUCACAAACUUUGGCACCCGUUGAUGUUCUUGAGAGAUAUACUCAGAUCUCCAGCUAUCCACUUAACAUGACGAUCAGCCCAGGCAUCUUAUCUAUGGACAUCCAUCCUUUGAAGUUUGGAACCAUUGCUUAGAGCAGACUCCACAGAGGUUCACAGCAGCAGCGGCAAUGAGCAAGAAAAGGAUGAACUGAUAAGCCUGAGCCAGCAGCCAACAUGUCUGCACCUGCAAAGCUUCAGUUCCUUCUCCUUAUAAUUAAGUUACUCGGUUAAGUGUGCAAUUACAGUACGGGUUUUUACGAUAAAUAUAGGUUGUUAAGUACAGAUAUAUUUGUGCCAUGCGGCAGUCUCAGAGCCAUAUAUACAUAAAUAUAUGGUGGCAUAAAGACUGUCAGAAUGUGCUGUGGUCAACAGAUGCCAGAGUGAUUUGUAGCUUGGAAUGGCAUCUCUCUAUGGGUUUCAUUUUUUUCUGUUUGGAUGUUCAGAUUGUUCAUGUCGUUUGUAAAUGUACAUUAGUGGAAAAUGUGAGAAGGUCCUGUGAAUUGGAAUAUAUUGAUGGGUUACUUACAA
Lolium perenne is the source of this 1869-nucleotide messenger RNA. RefSeq lists its product as uncharacterized. Gene Ontology annotation, cellular component: small-subunit processome; box C/D methylation guide snoRNP complex. NCBI's taxonomy places the organism in Eukaryota, Viridiplantae, Streptophyta, Magnoliopsida, Poales, Poaceae. Gene Ontology annotation, molecular function: snoRNA binding. The record is from RefSeq and is a predicted model, not a curated record.